Molecule: messenger RNA, 1498 nt
Organism: Salvia hispanica
Lineage: Eukaryota; Viridiplantae; Streptophyta; Magnoliopsida; Lamiales; Lamiaceae
Product: putative late blight resistance protein homolog R1C-3
Biological process (GO): defense response to other organism
Molecular function (GO): ADP binding
Source: RefSeq, a predicted model, not a curated record
AGCUUCAUGUCUCAAUUGUGGUGUCAAAAUACCAUAUUCAUCUUUGAUAUAUUUGUCUAAUCAUUUCAAUUCACUCUGUGGUUUUGCAUUAGUUUUCAAAGAAUUAAGAUGGCGGCUUAUGCAGCUCUAGUUUCCCUUAAGCGUAUCAUAGAUGAUAUCGAAACUCAUCCUUCCCCUCCGAUUUCUCUUGACAAGCAACAAGUGAAAUCUCUCACAGAAAUAGUUACCUUCUUGCAGGAAUUUCUCGAAGGAUACAAGUCACCAUACGAGUACAGCGACGAAGCAGAUCCACUUGAAAUUCGCAUUAUGGAUGCAAGUCAUACAACUGAAGAUGUGAUUGAGUCCUAUAUAAUUGACACCAUUCAACUUUCUGCGUCAACAACUAAUGAUGGUGCUGAUGAACAAAUCAGUUGCAUCCACUUCUAUCAAGAUCUGCAAAACGUGAUAGAACAUAUGGAUUUGAUCAAGAAAGAGGUGACUGCGAUAACAAUGGAGAAGGAAGUGCAUAAAAGAAACGUGGCAUCUGAUGAUGUUGGUUUAAAAUCCAGUUCCACUGAGAAGAAGCAUCUCAUGGUAGGGUUUGAUGAUGUGCUUCUUCAACUCCUGGAUAGGCUUACUGAUGGAAACACCAGUCGCCAAAUCAUCCCUAUUGUAGGGAUGGGUGGCAUUGGCAAAACCACUCUUGCAAAAGGUGCGUUUGAACACAAGUUUAUUAAGGAGCAUUUUGAUAUUUGUGUGUGGGCUACCAUUUCUCAAGAUUAUAAUGUAGUAGAAACUCUUAGGGAAGUUCUUACUCGAGUGGGAGGAUCCUCGAGCAGUAUGGAUGAGAAAGAAUUGGAAGUUAGAUUACACAAGUGCUUAUGGGGUAGGAGAUAUCUCAUUAUAUUGGAUGAUAUGUGGAGUAUAGAUGUGUGGGAUAGGUUGAAAUUUUCCUUUCCUAAUUGUAGUGAGGGUAGUCGAAUUGUGGUAACCACGAGGAUGUCGAACUUGGUUGCCCACUUGACUGAUUCCUAUAGCGUCUUUAAGAUGAGAUUUCUGGACGAAGUUAGUAGUUGGACUUUGUUCUCCAAAACUGUAUUUGGGGAACAAAGUUUUCCUACUCAUCUCUAGAAUAUUGGAAAGAAAAUUGUCGAAAAGUGUAAUGGACUUCCUUUGUCUAUUGCUGUUGUUGGGGGUCUAAUGGCUAAAUCAGAAGUUACACUAGAAUAUUGGGAGCACAUAGAGGAAAACUUAAGCUCAAUAGUGAAUUCGGAGAACGAUGAUUAUUGCCUGAGAAUAUUGAAACUGAGUUAUAGCCACUUGCCUGCCUAUCUAAAGCCUUGUUUUUUGUAUAUGGGAGUGUUCGAGGAAGACAUAAACAUUUUUGCUUCAAGAGUCGUCCAACUAUGGGUUUCUGAUGGAUUUCUUAAACCAAUAGACGACAAAAGCAUGGCAAAGAUUGCGGAGCAGUACUUGAAAGAACUAGUUGAUAGAAAUCUCAUUCUAGUUCAUGAGUCGG